This is a messenger RNA of Effrenium voratum, 6258 nucleotides long. Lineage: Eukaryota; Dinophyceae; Suessiales; Symbiodiniaceae. The record is from the annotation of a GenBank genome assembly.
AUGGAGGUCUUGGUCCGUGCCAACUCUAUGGCUUACAACACCACGCAGCCCCUCUUCGACCCCGAGAGCGACCGCCUAGAUGGCUUCGAUGCAGGGGGCCGGCGCUGGCAGCGGCUGCGGCGCUUCGACCGGGACCCGGCGCCCGGGGGUGUCUUCGCCCGGGUCUUCACGUCCGGCCGCAGCGCGGUGGUGGCCUUCAAGGGCAUUUGCCAGCCAGGCGGCGAGCAGUGCAUCAUUGACACGUGCUUCCUGGCAAAGAUCCAGGCGUACGGCGCCCUGUCAAAGGACCUAAGCCGGGCCUUUGGCGCGGAGGACGAGACCUGCCGGAGAUUCGCGCACCUGCUGAAUUUCGAAGACCAGGCGGACCGCCUGGUGCGCGAGGUGCAGCAAGGUUUGCCUGGCUUCAGCAUCACCUUGACGGGCCACUCGAUGGGCGGCAUGUUGGCCAUCGUCACUGCGGCGCGGCAGCCAAAGGUGCUGAAGGCGCUGACCUUUGCACCCACGCCCUUUCACCAGGCGCUGAUACAGGACCUGAACUGGACGGAGGAUCAGAUCCAAGGUCUGAAUGCAGAUGACUUGGUUGCCACUUGCGAUCCCUUCGACUGCGGUGUCAACUCCCUGUAUGUGGAACAGGACUUCUUGUUGUUGGUAGCGGAGCUCUACGACCAGAUCUGCUCCGUGGACGCUACCUACUCCAAUGACUACCGCGAGUACCGGAAAAGGUGCACAAUCUAUCGCAAGAAGAUGGAACUCGCAGGACGAAGCAAGGAGACUGCCUUCAACAUCAUCACGAUGCUGACGGGCAAGGCUUGCGACUUGGUGGAGGAUCUGGACAUGGAGCGCCUGGCAGAGGAUGGUGGCUACGACAUGAUCUUUGAGAGGUUGGACAGAGGUUUCAAGCACGAGCCACUGACAGAGCUGCCGGACGACUUUGAGAAUUUCUUCGUGAAGUUGCAGCGGCGACCUGGUGAGACCAUGCAGGAGUAUGCGGCGGAGUUUGCGCGGUCGCAGAGGAGACUGCAGAACACUCAUCGGGUGGAACUCCCCGAGAAGGUGUUGUCAUGGAUGUUUAUCCGGAGAGCUGGAGUGACCAAGGAGCAACGCCAGAUGGUCCUCACGAUGAUGGGUGCGGACAACAUGACGUUGGGAAGAGCUCAGGAGGCGAUGUUCUUUAUCAUCGGCCAGGACAGCAAGGCGGAGCGCCCCCGGAAGGAUGUGUACUACACGAACGACUGGGGAGCUGAGGAGGCCUCUGUGAACGACUUCCCGCAGCACCCGCACGAGAUCUACUUCUACAGUGAUGAUGACGAGGAGUGGAACGAUCAGGAUGAGGACUACUUCGACCAGCCGGAUGAGGACUACUUCGACCAGCCGGUCCAGGACACGGAAGAGACCGAGAUCUUUGAUGUGGAGGAGUAUGAUGAGGUCUAUACUGCCUACAUCAAUGCCAAGAACCAGAUGAACCGGAUGCGAACUUCCCGAGGAUCUUAUCCGGUGGUGGCGAUGGUUGACGCCAGGGGAGGUAGCAGCCGGGACAAGGACAAGGGCAAAGGCAAGCGGUCGAAGGGCAAGAUCAUCCCUACCGAGAUCGGCACCAGCAUCACCGACGGCUUCUUCAUCGGCAAAGGCAAGAGGAACUGUCCAUCUGCUGGGGAGAAGAGGAAGCGCGUGGCGGACCAGGAUGCCGACAUUAACAUGGUGGAGGAUGCUGACGAUGUCAAGGACGACGACCGCAGGAUCUACCACCUAGACGAGGACGACUCGGACAGUGACGAUGUGGCCGUACAGGAUGGAGGUGCAGCAUCACUGUUGGCAUCUCGCCAGCAGGUCCGGAAGUACCUGAAGUACCUCCUGGAGAAGGGUGUUGCCAGGGAUGAGAUCCAAGUUCAUCCCUGCACCAAGAGCUUCAAGUACGGCAACUCCGAGAAGGGUGACUCACAGGUAUGCGUUAUGGCGCCCACCUACAUGGGCGGCAAGAAGAGGCGCAUGUUGAUGUAUGUCAUCUCCGGGACUGUGCCGAUCCUCAUUGGCCGACCGGUCAAGCGGAUGAAAUGGCCUCAUGGACAGUGGAUCGACAUCCCAGUUGGACCACGUGGAGAACACCAGCUACACCUUGCUGAGGAUGUGGACGAGCUGAAGGAUGCCGAAGAUGAGGAGAUUCUGAUCCCGGAGAACGCCAUCAACCACGUUGACUUUCAGAAGGACCUGGGCAUAGAGGCCCUGAAUGAGGACGAUGCCAUCAAUGCUGUGGAGGAGGAUAGCGGACAUGGUGCUGGGGCAGACGACCAGCAGGCGAUGCGACAGCCUGAUGCCGAGUUGGACUCGAAGACCCAGAGGAAUCAGAAAGCCUUGGAGGUGCGGUUCGCUGGAGUAUGCAUGGAGAAUUCGGAAAAGACGAGCCGACUCACUCAGAAGAAGCUGAGGACCAUGAUCACUGGGGCGGAGAAGGAGAUCGCGACCCAGAACAGGAAGGUGCAGGCGAAGUUCCUGGAUCGCGUGCAAGAAGAGGAGCCCGAUGAAAUCCUGAUGGCGCCGAUGUGCAGACUGUGGUCGCAGAUGCAAGAGUUGAGCGCGAGCAGAUCGCCCGAGGCAAAGCAGAAGCUGGUGGAACUUCGACGGCAAGAUCAUAACAACGUGCUGCAGUUUGUGAAAAGGGUGUACAUGGAGCAGUACAACAACAGCAGAGAGGUGACGUUGGAGCAUCCCUGGACCAGCAGAGCGUGGAUGACAAAAGCAUGGCAUCAGCUGCCGGGUUAUGAGACCUACGUGGACCAAUGCGCUUAUGGACUCAAGGUACCCGAUGAUGAAGGAGUUGUGCGACCAUCGAAGAAGCCGACCAAGUUCCUCACCACGAAGAAGCAUCUCUACCACAAGGUUGGCAGGCCGCGGUACCAGCAGAACCUGCAGGUGAUGGACAGCGAGAUAAACAAGCUCAAGCUGAAGAACGAGACCAAGGUCAUUGAGAAGAACAAGGUUCUCAAGGCCAAAGUGGGGAACCAGGUCUUCGGCUACGUCAAGAGAUUGCACAAGAACCUGGGACAUCCAUCUGCCCCGGUGCUCAAGCAGAUGUUGAUGGAAGUGCAGGCGACUGAGAAUGUGCUGAAGGCGGCCGAGGAGUAUCUGUGCCCACAGUGUGUUGCUCGUCAACGACCAGGAGGUGUCCCACCUGCUGCUGGAUUGACCAGCAAAGAGUUCAACGACCGCAUCGUUGUGGACUCGGCCUGGAUUGCAGUGGAAGGAGGACGACGCUGCGUGCUCACAAUCCAAGAUCAAGCAACGCGGUACAUUGCGGUCCGGAUUCUCAAGAACGAGAAGGCGGAGGACCUGAUCAAGGGUGUCGAACGGGCAUGGAUCAAGCAGUUUGGCAUCCCGAAGUACCUGCGCACAGACGAAGCAAAGGGCUGGGCGAGCAAGGCUCUGCGAGAAUGGACGGCAGAGCGGAAUAUUGCCCUGGAGAUCGCACCCGCGGAGAGCCACAACUGGUUGGGCGCUGUUGAGAGAAAGCACCAAGUGGUGAGACGAGCGCUGGAGCUGUACAUGGAGGAUUCCGGCAAGAAGAAUGAUAGCGGACUCCUGCAGGCUUGUGUAUAUGUCCCCUCGCAGAUCAACUCGAUGAGCAUGGUGCGAGGAUUCACGCCCCAGCAAUGGGUGAUGGGUAAGAACCCCAACCAGGUGCAGUCUUUGACGGGAGAGAUCUUCAGCCCGACGGUCAGUGGUGCAGCAGAAGCGGCUUGCAGCGCAGAUGGUGAUGCAAGACUGAGGAGAGCUAUGAAUCAGAACUACCGUCAGAUCAAGGAUGACGUGGUCAUCGGACAGGUGGUGUACUACUGGCGAGAGAAGGGCGCGGGCAUCUUGCAAAAGCAGAAAUGGCGAGGACCUGCGCGAGUGGUGGCUACCGAGAAGGACAGCGACUACAAGGACCUCGUGAUCUGGCUGGCGCAUGGAACAUCACUGUUGAGGUGUUCGCCCCAUCAAGUACGUCCUCGAGUGGAGGAGACGGGCAUCCCGCUGGUGGCUGAUCCCAACGCUGCACUACAAGAUCUACAAGCACUCCGAGCACGAUCUACCACGCAGUACAAGGAUGUCUUUGACCCAACGAUUCACGAGGAACAGGACGAAGAUGAGCUGGACGCCAUGUAUGAGCCGGAGGCGCUGGACUUUGAUGAGGAAGCCUCGCCAACAUCACCGGCGGGGUCAGCCGAGGUGAUCUCGGUUCCUGGAGUUGUGGUGCCAUUCCUGCAGGCGCAUGCGAGAAAUGUGGAGCAGAAAAAUGACGCCAGUGAGCCAAGAUCCCGAAGGGCGUCUACAGUUGAACCAGAACCACUGCCGCCAGCUGAGGCUGAAGGACGUGGCCCAGCAUCUUCAGAAGGGCGACAAUCAUCGCAGCCAGCACAACCAGCCGAACCACAAGCACCUGAUGGACGGGAUGAACAGCAGGACCUGCGAAGCAAGCGGCAGAAGACUGCACAGGCAUCGGAUGCUCCUGUUGACGUCCCAGUGCCCAUGCAGGAUGACGAUGAUCUCAUGGUGGAGGAUGUGACGUUUGUGGAUGGAGCUGAACCAGAUCUACCUGCCGGUUGGGUAAGCGUGGACGGUGAGUUCGCGUCCGAGAAGAACAUGACGGCUGACCAGCGAGCCCAGAUUAUGGAGGCGAAGAAGGCAGAGAACUAUUUUCGGAACCAGGUGUGGAACUUUGCGGAGGUGAACCCCGGAGAUGAGUCGCGGAUCGUCUCUGCGCGAUGGGUGCUGACCUGGAUCGACAAGUGUCUCUUCAUCUAUUACAAGCAGACGACUGGCGAGAUGAAGGCGAUUCUGAUUGUCCAUGUGGACGACAUUCUGCUCGACGCGGACAUGAGAGACAAGGAAGUGGUGGAGCUUGUGAGAAAGGUGAGAGCAAGCUUUGACUUCGGCAAGUGGAAACAGCUGCAGGAGAAAGAGCCAAUUGUGUACUGUGGCGGCACGAUCAGCAUCCAGAACGGCGAGAUCGAGGUGAGCUUUGCGGACUACCUCAGGAAAGUCAUGCCCAUCACGGUGAACAACAAGGACACCGGCAACCUAACCGACAAGGAGGAUGUGGUGCACAAGUUCCCGAAGAUGAUGGACGACAUCAAGGAGCUGGGGUUUGUUGCCUUCAGUGAUGCAGCAUUUGGAGUGCGACGAGACAUGGCGUCGCAGGGCGGCUAUAUCAUCAUGGCCUGUAACAAGAAGAUGCUGCAUGGCGAGUGCGAAAGGUACACACUGCUGAGCUGGAGAUCGUUCCGGUUGCAGAGGGUGUGCAGGAGUUCGUUGUCUGCAGAAAGCCAAGCGUGUUCGACAGCCUUGGACGAGCUCACGCUGACUAAGCUUUUCUACUCCCUCAUGCUGAACCCGGACCAGGACUUGCGAAAGAGUGAGACGGUGCAAGCAGCUGGCGAAAGUGCAAUGGUGGUGGACGCUCGAGCUCUGUAUGAUGCGACGCAGCGGGAGACCAUCCAGAACGCCGGCGACAAGAGGGCAGCAAUCCAGAUCCUCUGCAUCAAGGACGCGUUGACCUGGACCGGAAGCAGACUGAGGUGGGUCAGUUCCGAGAGGCAGUUGGCUGACGGAACGACGAAGCUGGCGGCGCGGCAGUCAUUGGCUGACGAUCUACGUGGAGGCUACAUGCAGUUGAUCAACGACGGCAACUUCACGGCAGCGAAGAAGAAGACUAAUCAGGAGCGGAAGCCGCAAAGGACAGUCACGAGUGGUGGCAGCGCGGUGGCAAGUUCGUUGGUGGCCAUGGUGGCGAAUGACUACAUCCGGAAGGUCGAGGGUUACAAGAACAGCGGCGACGAGGUGAUCGACGUGAUCUUUGUUGUCGGAGUCUUCAUCGUCAUCCUGGCGGUGAUCUACGGCAUUGUGAAAGUGACGGAGGUGUGGAUCAUUGGGAAGCAGGAGAAGGUGAAGAACACGCGGAAGCUGGAGGUGGCAACGCAAACCGAGAUUGACAAGCGGCCGGAGUAUUCGGCCCUGUGGCAGAAGCACCAGGAGCAAUCGUUUGAGCUCCAGUACUGGAAGAACGCGGUGCCCUCUUCUGUGGACAGCACGGAGCCGGGGCCUUGCCAGAACAUGCCCGUGCCCUACCAAAACGGAGGUUGGCGCGAGAGUUUGGGCUCGGGGAGCGACGACAUGCUGCGGGCGCUGCCGAACCUGCUGUGCAAAACAGGUGCCCACGACUGGGCGCGCUACGAGAAGCUGGUUCUGGCACAGACGGGAGCUGGCGCACCUGCGAAUGUCCCG